Messenger RNA from Pyrus x bretschneideri (Chinese white pear), 1038 nucleotides. RefSeq lists its product as uncharacterized. NCBI's taxonomy places the organism in Eukaryota, Viridiplantae, Streptophyta, Magnoliopsida, Rosales, Rosaceae. Bases 324 to 869 code for a protein of 181 amino acids. The transcript has a single exon. The record is from RefSeq and is a predicted model, not a curated record.
CCCCAAUUUCUAAAUUAUCAGAAAGAAAUUGGGAAAAUUCAAUUCAAUCCAAUCCAAUCCAUUUCAAUUUCAAUCCAAACCAAUUUCUAGGGUUAGGGCAUUUUCCCAAAAAAUACCCAAAUCAAUUUUCCCACCAAUCCUUUAUGAUUCCUUCUUUUGGUAAAAACAACCCAAUCAGGAUUUUGAUUCCCACCCAAGAUUGGCGUGCCUUUUUCACAAGAAGGGCAUCUUUCUAUUAAUCUUGUCGCAAUCCCUCUAUUUCUUCUGCAGCUCCACUACCUCCGCCAUCGCCUCCCCAGCAGCUGCCACUGAAGCCGCCAACCAUGAAGGUCCACCCCAUGCCCAGGAAGCGCAACAUCACCGUCCAAUACAGAUCAAGAAACCCACUUUCUGAAGCGCAGGCACUUUUGGGUCUGACCCAUAAGAAGCUCCGCCGUCUCCCCCAUGUCUUCAGCCGGAUCCUGGAGCUCCCCUUUCGGUCCGACGCUGACGUUCUGGUCCAGGAGAAUCCCGAUUGCUUCCGAUUCGUCGCCGAAGCCGAUAAUAUCGGCGACGGCGUGAGGACCCACACCAUCGAAAUCCAUCCCGGGGUGACAAAAAUCGUGGUUCGCGAAAGUGGAUCGGCGGAAUUGACGUUGGACGAGCUCGAGCUCGACAUGUGGAGGUUUCGGCUGCCGGAAUCGACUCGACCCGAGUUGGCCAGCGCGGUUUUCGUGGACGGGGAGCUUAUCGUGACGGUGCCGAAGGAUGUGGGAGUGGAGAAUGCGGACGGUGGUGAUGGUGGCGGAGAGGUUUGGGGCGGUGGCGACGGGAAUGGGGGUGGGGGUUUCAGAGGAGGUAUGGGGAACCGCCUUGUGCUUGUACAGUAAUUAUCUCUCUGUUUUUUAAACCUUUCUACUUCUUUGGGCUAUAAUUUUAGUUGUUCCAAUUAAGUUGGCUUUAGCUGUGCAACUGAGCUUUUGAGGCUGUUGUUGUUGGUGGAACUAGUUGUUUUAUGCUGCUGUUCUUGUUGAAUGAAAGAAAUGUUGGUUUUAGCAA